AUGCCAUAUUCUAGUAUUGCCGAGCUCAAGAGGGGCUAUGUUGAAGUCAAACCACAUCUUGCAAAGUCCUUUGUGGGAAUUUAUCUCGAUCUUGAGAACUAUCUGUAUUUCUCCGCCGCAGCACUAGUCGUGUAUGAUUUCUUCUUGACCCUUGAUCGUGAAGUUUGGUCCGUCUGGAGAGCGAAGCAGUCAGUUUCAUCGCUGUUGUUCUACGGCUUCCGAUAUGCGGCCCUACUCAACAUCAUCCCCACGCUGCUCAUUCGUACAUCGUUGCCCGGGUUGCAAUCCAAUUGGAUGGCAUUGGACAUCAUCAUCCUCGUGUGCUCCACCGUCUUCGCUGCGCUUCGCGUCUACGCCAUGUUCAACCGUAGUCGAUUGCUGUUCUGUCUCGCGUUGAUAACUGGCUUGCUGAAUCCCGCCAUCUCGAUCUACAUCUUCAGGAGGUCGCUUCCAACGUUGGACGCCUAUCUAAACCAUGAAGGUUGUAUGUUGACCAUCAUAGGUGACAAGACGUCAUAUGAAAAUGCAAGAGCAGCCUCCGUCGUUUCCGAUGGCAUCGUGUUAGCUUUGACUGUCGCUAAGACUCGGACACUGGAUAGAGCACGCCGGCACCAACGUGAGGACGGCCUGGUGCCGACAUUGAGCGGGAUACUCUUUCGAGAUAGUGCGUAUUUUACAUCUGUUCUGCUGUCGCGUCUCUUCUUGGACCUUCGCGAGGUAUCAGAUACAGAUAACAGCGGGAAGUCUGAGUUUCUCUCUCGCACUCUCCCGAGUUAUGGCCCAGAAUCGUCGGAUGCGGCAACACAGUUCACAGAGGUCGAGGCACUGGAGAUCCUGAGAUGAAUUUCAUUGAUGCUAAAUCGUGACGCAGUACAUAAGGAAACCGUAUCGGAUGUCUAGGCCUAUUUAUUUGCCGCAGUCAGACC
Molecule: messenger RNA, 926 nt
Organism: Fomitopsis serialis
Lineage: Eukaryota; Fungi; Basidiomycota; Agaricomycetes; Polyporales; Fomitopsidaceae
Exons: 9
Source: RefSeq, a predicted model, not a curated record